This is a messenger RNA of Lactuca sativa (garden lettuce), 2952 nucleotides long. Its product is annotated as bZIP transcription factor (DUF630 and DUF632). NCBI's taxonomy places the organism in Eukaryota, Viridiplantae, Streptophyta, Magnoliopsida, Asterales, Asteraceae. The record is from RefSeq and is a predicted model, not a curated record.
CAGCAAAGCACCCUUUCCUCCUGAUCCGAUCGAUUCUAAUCUUUCUUUACGUUUACCAAUUUGGACCUUUGCAUAUGGCGGACCCCACGCUUCACAUUCACACACUUUCGUCCCCUUCCUUCUUUGCUUUUGCAUGAACGAACCACACUUUUCUCGAAUCGGUUCUCUCCGCCGCUCACCGUCACUCAAUUUCUCUACCCUUCUUCUAUAAUUGUAACCUAUUUGUCAGGUGAAGUUCAGUUCUUCUUGGUUUCAGUACCGUGUUCUUACAUCUUAACUCGGAAGUUUUCGAUCUCUUAAUCAUAAAAUAUUUACAGCUUGUGAAAGCUCAUAGAGCUUGUUUUGCAGCUUGCAAGUCUGAGGUUAUCGUGUAUCUUCUACGAAGAAGUCCAUGUGAUGUGUGGAUAGAUAAGCAGUAAGGUGUCCAAGAAGAAAGAUCGGGUUAAUGGGUGCCACAAACUCAAAAGUGGAAGAAGAUAAGGCUCUUCAGCUAUGCCGUGAAAGGAAAAAGUUUGUUAGAAAAGCACUUGAUGGAAGAUGUUCACUUGCAGCCACUCAUUUUACUUACAUAGAGUCUCUAACAAUUAUAGGGAAAGCAUUAAGUAGGUUUGUUGAACCUGAAGUGCCAAUGGAAUCCUCUUUAUACACAUCCACUAAUGCAACUCCUGAGCCACAAACAUUCAUUGGAAAAUCCCUUUCUCAAUUCUCUUUCUCUUCAACCAUGUCACAACAUAUCAAUCCACCUGGAAACCUAUCCCCAUCUCCUUCCCCACCAUCCUCUAGUAGGUAUUACACAAAUCAUAUGAAGAUUAGAGGCUCCUUUUCUAGAAAAGUUGAAGAAAAGCCAGUUGUAGCUGUCAUAGGUUCUGUAACUUCUUCAGGUACCCCAAGAAACAUCAUAGAUGAACAUGAACUGGAACCUGAACCUGAACCUGAACAUGAACCUGAAACCCCGUUUGGUGGUCCUGAAAGUCAACCUUGGGAUUAUUUUGGUCUUUCACAUGAUGGGUUUUCUCCACAUGAAGUGGGGGAAUUGAAUCAAGGGGUGGAAAAUUACAAAGAUGAAAAGAUUUCAGAAAUGGGUCAAGAAUCAGAAGAUGAGUUUGAUGAGCCAUCAACAGAUGGGUUGGUUAGAAGUUUUGAGAAUGUUAAUAGGGUAGCAGAUAAUGUUAGUGGGGCUGGUAAUGGUCUACAUUCAAUGUCAUCAGCAGAAAGUGUUGCAUCAGAAACUGAAAUCUUGAAUGGGGACAAGUUUAAUUCUCCCCAAAUUUCACCAUUAAAGCGAAAAACUUCUGGUUUUAGUAAUGUUGGUAUCUCUCAGGAUGAAAAAAUUGAAGUGGUAAAAGGUCAUGAAACUAAACCUGUACCUAAAGAUUUUAUUUCAAGUAUGAGAGAGAUUGAGAAUCUUUUUGUUAAAGCUUCUGAGUGUGGAAGAGAAGUUCCUAGAAUGCUUGAAGCCAACAAGCUCCACUUUCGUCCAAUUUUCCCUGGAAAAGAACGUGGAUCAUUCAGUUCAAAAUUUAUAAAAGCAUGUCUUGCGUGUGGUGAUGAUCCUAGCCAAGUGCAGGAAGAACCUGCUCAAAAUGACACCAAGUACUUAACAUGGCCUCGAACAACAUCAUCUCGUGGUUCAUCCUUCAGACAUGAUCCGAGUCCAAAUGUCAACACCAGUCAAAGUCAAAAUCAAAAUCAGGAGGACAUUAACAGCAACCUCUUUGAUAACUUCUACAUGAACGCAGGAAGCCAUGCUUCCACUUUGGAUAGGCUUUAUGCAUGGGAGAAGAAGCUUUAUGAUGAAGUUAAGGCAAAUGAGAUGAUCAGAAAAGUGUAUGAUCAAAAGCGCAAACUUCUACGGGAAUUAGAAUCCAAUGAAGAAAGUAACCGCAGAAUAGAUAAGACUCGUGCCAUAGUUAAAGAUCUUCAUUGGAGAAUUGGAGUUGCUAUCCACAGAAUCGACUCAAUAUCAAGAAGAAUCGAAGAUCUUAGAGACAAAGAACUUCACCCACAACUUGAGGAGUUGAUUGAAGGAUUGAGGAAGAUGUGGGAGACGAUGCAUGAAUGCCAUAACAGCCAGUUGUUAAUCAUAUCAUCACUACAAAUAAAUUCACACAACAAAAUCUCACUACAAUCAGACUCGCAUCGCCAGAUCAGCAUCUACCUGGAAAGCGAAUUAAGAACUUUAUCAUCGAGUUUCACGAAAUGGAUCGGAUCCCAAAAAGCGUAUGUCCAAUCGUUAAACGGAUGGCUUCACAAAUGUGUCCCACCACAACAAUCCACCAAGAAAAAAAGACGACAACAGCCCUUGUUACGUGACUAUGGCCCACCAAUAUACGUCACCCUUGGUAUCUGGCUAGAAAAGCUUGAAACUUUACCAACAAAAGAAGUUGCGGAUUCCAUAAAAGAUUUAGCUGCUGAAAUUGAUCACUUUAUCCCCCAAGAAAAAGCCCAGGGUAAAUUCGCUAGUGCUUCUUUACCAUGGCAGAAGAAUGUUGUUAAAAGUGAUCAUCAUCAUCAUGAUCCUGCAGGGGUGAAUUUGUUAAAUGAUGAAUUUUUGGAGGACCGUUUUGAUCGGUUAAGGUUGAGAUUGGAGGGGUUUCUUGGACAGUUGAGUAACUUUUCAGGCUUGUCUAUGGAAAUGUUUACGGGCCUUCAGAAGGCGAUUCAAGAUAGGAAGGCCAUGUAUGCAAGAGUUCACUCCCUAUCAUGAUAUGUAUAAGAUUUUUGGAGGUUUCGUAUAUGGAGAAGGAAUAAUGGAAUAAACGUCAAGUGAAUUGGAGUAAAAUAUUAUUUAUAUAAUAUAAUAGUUGAUUUUAUUUUUAAAUUUUUUAUUUUUGUCUGUGAAACUGAAGCGUAGCAACUUGUACAGCUUAAAUGGAGUGUCUCGGUUACAGUUUCGGCCCUGCCGGUGGGGAACUCUUUCUAGUCGGUUUAUUUAUUAUUGCAUUUUAUCAA